Thlaspi arvense is the source of this 372-nucleotide messenger RNA. The record is from the annotation of a GenBank genome assembly. NCBI's taxonomy places the organism in Eukaryota, Viridiplantae, Streptophyta, Magnoliopsida, Brassicales, Brassicaceae.
AUGGCUUAUUCUAAGAUUGCUAUUCUCCUCAUCUUCAAUGUCAUCUUCUUCACUUUGGUCAGCUCCACUUACGUUCCUUGCCCACCACCACCGUACAAGAAGCCCUCACCGUCGUCUCCUUACCCCACUUGUAAAAACGCUUUAAAACUUAAGGUAUGUGCUAAUGUCUUGGAUUUGGUUAAGAUUUCUCUACCAUCAUCCUCCAAAUGUUGCAGCCUUAUCAACGGUUUAGUUGAUCUUGAGGCUGCGGUCUGUCUUUGCACUGCCCUAAAGGCUAACCUCCUCGGAAUCAAGCUAAAUGUUCCCAUUUCGUUGAGUGCUAUCCUAAACCAUUGUGGCAAGAAGGUUCCAUCUGGUUACAAAUGUGCCUAG